AUGUCUAAUGAUUACGGGUUUAACAGUGAUGAUUCGCCUAAUAAAUCAAACACACAUCUACAACUGCCGAGUCCUAUAAUUACGCGGCGGAACCGAACAGCGUCGACGUCUGAAAGGGCUCUAGGAAAUCCUAUAGAAAGUGGGAAAAUCAAGUCUUUUUGCCGAGCAAAAGGACAUGGAUUUGUUACCCCUGAAAGAGGUGGCGAAGAUAUAUUUGUCCACAUCUCUGAUAUUGAAGGUGAAUAUGUACCAUUGCCAGGCGAUGAAGUAAUAUACCGACUCUGUCCAAUUCCCCCCAAGUUUGAGAAGAACCAAGCUGUCCAUGUCCGUAUCGUCCACCUCACACCUGAGAAGCAUGUCAAGUGGGAUGAGCCCCCACUGUAA
Molecule: messenger RNA, 384 nt
Organism: Spodoptera littoralis (African cotton leafworm)
Lineage: Eukaryota; Metazoa; Arthropoda; Insecta; Lepidoptera; Noctuidae
Source: the annotation of a GenBank genome assembly